Lingula anatina is the source of this 2119-nucleotide messenger RNA. Its product is annotated as carbohydrate sulfotransferase 15. The record is from RefSeq and is a predicted model, not a curated record. Gene Ontology annotation, biological process: hexose biosynthetic process. Gene Ontology annotation, molecular function: N-acetylgalactosamine 4-sulfate 6-O-sulfotransferase activity. NCBI's taxonomy places the organism in Eukaryota, Metazoa, Brachiopoda, Lingulata, Lingulida, Lingulidae.
AUUUGUAUGAUAUAUUUGUUUCUGAAGGCGUGACUUGGUUGCCACGUUGAUUUGGUGGCCGAUACGGGUGUUUAAGUUUACCAUCCAAGUUUGGGAUAUAGUGGAUACAACAUGAGGAAUUUCUCGACCUGUACGCGUAAAAAAUGCAAGGUCGCUUUCGUGAUUAUUUUAAGCGUGGAGCUUAUUACUCUGGCUUUUCUUGGAUACAGCGGGCGUUUAACAUCAUCAUCCAUCUCACGUAAGAUUCCUACAUACAGAGGCCAAAAUACAGAUAAAUACCACCAACAGAAAACCGAGAAAGAGCUUGGGUCUGAAACAGCAACAACAACAACAAUUGGACCGUCUUUGCCAUUAGCAGUAACCAAGCAGAUCACAGAAGCGGCUGUCGUGACUAAAAACUUGUUAACAAACGGACCCACCGCUCGACCCCCUUCAGACACGGAUAUUUUUGGUGAAUUAGGAAAAGAUACGGAGUUAUUCCCACCACUGUUACCCGAGGAACUUAAGAAGGCUAUUAUCCUGGACAUGGAACAGAUGACAGGGAGAAAGGAAAAGCCCAAGUUCAAUCCAGAUUUCAAGAACCCCUGUUGGUACGAGGAGGCCCCUCUCCCCGGCGCCUACGACACCAACUGGUACAGGAACAACCACCCGUUUAAGGAUGUGAUGCCAAUGAAGUUUGACAAAAUGGAACUGGAACUAACACCGAAAUGGGUGCAGACGGGGAGGAGACUUCGAUGCCUUCCUUAUUUCUACCUGGCUGGUAUCGCCAAGUGUGGCACAACCGACCUCUACCUUAGGAUCAAAGAUCACCCCCAUGUGACAGACGGCCUGCUGAAGGUUAUUCAGUGGUGGAACCGUCUAGCCAUACGGAUCAAAGGGAACCUCGAGGAAAAAGUGAGUUUUGGCGAGUUUUUGGACAUAUUUGACCAUGCUGCAUCGGAGAUUGAGGACAACACUUGUUCCAAUUGCUCUCACCUUCAUCCUUCCAUUGUUGGUGAUUACAGCACUAGUACCCUCUUUGACAACGAUUUUUGGCCAGAAAUGAGGGGAAACAACGCCAGCAAGCACGAGCCUGACAUCACCGUAGCCCAUUACAUGAGAUAUCUGCAGCCUGGCGUGAAAAUCAUCGCCAUUUUCAGGGAGCCUACCGCAAGGCUAUAUUCGGACUACCUCUUUUUUACCGGAGGAGUAAAAAGUGAAGGCAAAUCUCCAGCAAAGUUCCACGAGUGGGCAUCAGCCGCAGUCCUUCUAUUUCUUAGCUGUACUAAACAUUAUUCAGUCAGGAGUUGUGUAUAUAGCAAAGAACUAAACCACCAAAAACCUUUGGCGGUAGCUCGGCUUCGACUGGGUCUGUACCACGUGUUCGUGAAAGAUUUCCUUAACGUGUUUCCACGUGAUCAACUUUUAUUCCUCCGUUUAGAAGACUACCAUAGCGACAUGAGAGGGAGUUUAAAUAAAGUUUAUGAAUUCCUUGGAUUAAAAAAACUUAAUCCAUGGGAAGAAGACGAGAUUUUAGCCAGAGCACCAACUAAUUCUAGAACUGAGUCGUAUAGCACCAUUGGAAAAAUGUGGGAUUCUACUAGGACACUUUUGAGAGAAUUUUACGCCUCUCACAAUGACCAGCUAGCUGACUUAUUGAAUGAUGACCGCUUUCGAUGGGCGGAUGUGCUCGCUGAUACAAAUAUCGCUGAGACAAAUACUACAACUGAACGGUGACUAUCGGACCUUCAAAGAACGAUGUUAUUAUAGUUGCUGUGAAAGGCAGAUAGAGGGAUUGUUUUAGCAGUGCAGUUAAAAAGCCUUGUUUUCAUCUUAAUGGAGUACUUGCAUUUAUUUCAACAUUACAGGACGCACCACGUUUUAAGUUGUCAUACAUCCCCAUGGCAACUUAAAACAAUAUGCAAACCUAUCUUAACUGGUUUAGUAAUGGAUGGAAUUUUUAGUACAUCAGUUCUACUUCUUCGUAAAAAAAAGCAAAACAAAAAUAGGACACGAAGCACUCAGUGAAAAGUAAAUAAGGAAAUCAUAUUGUAAAUGUGUAGAUGAUAUAUUCGAUUGGAUAUAGAAAUAAACAUAGAUAUAAAAUGUUUAAGUGCAAUGUAUGAGAAUAAAUUUGUGU